Capronia epimyces CBS 606.96 is the source of this 1053-nucleotide messenger RNA. RefSeq lists its product as uncharacterized. Lineage: Eukaryota; Fungi; Ascomycota; Eurotiomycetes; Chaetothyriales; Herpotrichiellaceae. The record is from RefSeq and is a predicted model, not a curated record. Gene Ontology annotation, cellular component: Golgi apparatus. The coding region runs from base 1 to 1053 and encodes 350 amino acids. The transcript is spliced from 3 exons.
AUGUAUAGACCAAAUUCAAAAUGGACCUGGACAUUCACCUUAGUCGCCCUUGUCCAGGCCGGUAUAAUCCUCGCAUUCGAGAGUUACGUCUUCGCCCACUUCCAGAUCCAUCUUAGAGGAGUCGGCGCGACAAACACGACUGCUUCGCGUACAAUCCCCACCUUUUUGACGCUGUACAUUUUCGGAUUCGUUUACCAACUUGUUCUGGUCUGGGACGCCCUCCGAAUGAAAAAUACCAUUCAAGUCAUUGGCCUGAUCAUGUACAACGUCGGACUUCUCAUCUAUGGCUCUGUGCAAAUGGAACAGAUCAAGGAUGCGGUUUUCCAGUUGGCAGAAGAUGACUUUAUCCGUCGGGAAAUCUGGCGAGACACCCAACCAUUCUUGAUCGCCAUUCCAUGUAUCUUGGCCUUGGGAACUGUAUUCAUGUCAGUCUGCGCCUGGAAAUUAUACGACGAAUUUGCCUGGACGAUCUACAAACGCAUCUCGGCUGAUCUGAGGAUGAAGCGUCGCUAUCUUCAGUACCAGGUCUAUAUCGCGUUGUUGAAGUUCGACUUUUUCUUUUUCCUCGGAUUCACAGUUCAAUUCGUGGUCAUUGUCACGCAGCGCCAAAUCGAAUUUGCCUUGACCAUUGCCGCUAUCCCGGUCACUAUCCUCAUUCUUCUUGCCGCCGGUUGGUUCGUCCGCAAAGAAAGUCUCUGGGGUACCAUUGGAGUUAUCAUCCUCUACUUUGGUGGCCUCGCUUACUUCAUUUUCAAAUUGGUCCGCAUGUACUCGCCAUCCCAUCGAGAUGCCUACCUCCCUGCUAGGAAAGAACUCACCACUUUCGCCGUCUUGACCCUCGUUCUUAUAGUCCUGACCAUUAUUGGCGCAUGCCUAUGCGCCAAUAACUACAACCGCGGUCUGAAACCCUACGUGAACAAACCGACAAGCAUUGACGACGACGAAAAGCCCAUGGGAAGCGCUUAUGCCCCGUACGCCACCGAGAUGGAACCUGGUGUCAAUGGGAAGUUACCGGCAGUAAGGCCUUCAGCGAGCAGGAUUGAGAUUGAUUGA